Molecule: messenger RNA, 2078 nt
Organism: Musa acuminata AAA Group (dessert banana)
Lineage: Eukaryota; Viridiplantae; Streptophyta; Magnoliopsida; Zingiberales; Musaceae
Product: pentatricopeptide repeat-containing protein At3g42630
Exons: 2
Coding region: 234-1382 (382 amino acids)
Molecular function (GO): protein binding
Source: RefSeq, a predicted model, not a curated record
GUCGACACCGCCGAUGGCUACUCAACCCCUGCAUCCCCGCCUCUGUGCCGCUUCUCCCCCUCCCAUCUUCCUCCCUCGGGCCUCCGCGUCCCGCCGUUCCUGGGUUCCUCCACUGCGUCGAGGACCACCGAAUCGGAAGAGCCUAAUCCUCUUCUGAAACAAAAGAAAUCCCAUUGCGUCAGUAGCAUAUUCGACACUUGAAUUGAUGGUUUGGGUUCACGCAUUGAUAACAGAUGAUCCAUGGAAGAUCCCUGAAUGAUCGAUUUCUUCGCAACAAGGACUACGCCGCGUUAGUCAAGGCCGUGAUUGUGAACGAAGAACCUGACAUUGCAUUUCAACUCGUAAAUGAAUUGAAAUCCAAAGGAUUUAAGCCUGGUUGUGAUGUCCUCUCGGGUUUGAUGCUUUGUUAUGCUAAACAUGGCUUCUUCAUGCAAGCCCAGGCUUUGUGGGUUGAGAUCAUAAACAGCUCGUUCGAGCCGCGCAUCGAGGUAAUCUGGGAUCUGAUGAAGGCCUAUGCCCAGAUGGGCCAGUUUGAUGAGAUAACCAGGAUUGUCCAUGAGACCACCCUCAGAAAUUUUGGCUUCGGUCCUGAGGUUUACACGAUGGCUGUCUCUUGUUUUGGGAAAGCUGGCCAGCUUCGGUUGAUGGAGGAAGCUGUAAAAGAAAUGGUCUCAAGAGGUUUUAAGGUUAACUCUGUAAGUGGCAACGCUUAUGUUAAGUAUUACAGCAUAUAUGGUUCAUUGGAAGAUAUGGAAGCUGCAUAUGAGCGCUUGAAGAAAUCAAGAAUUCUGAUUGAGAAGGGAGCGAUCCGAUCGAUGGCAUCUGCGUACAUAAACCAAAGACAAUUCUAUAAAUUUGGUGAAUUUCUUCGGGAUGUAGGUCUUGGCAGACGGAAUGUGGGAAAUCUUCUGUGGAACCUACUUUUGCUAUCUUAUGCUGCAAAUUUUAAAAUGAAAAGCUUGCAAAGAGAGUUUCUUGGUAUGUUGGAUGCUGGUUUCUCACCUGAUAUAUCCACGUUCAAUAUCAGAGCAUUGGCAUAUUCAAGGAUGUCUAUGUUCUGGGAUCUCCAUUUGAGCAUCCAGCACAUGAGGUAUAAGCGUGUCAUACCAGAUCUUGUUACAUAUGGUUGCAUUGUGGAUGCCUUCUUGGAGAGAAGGCUUGCAAGAAAUAUUUCCUUUGAAUUAGGAAAAUUGGAUGUUGAGGCCACUCCAAUUAUGUUAACUGAUCCGCUAGUUUUUGAGGUCUUUGGUAAGGGUGAUUUCCAUUCAAGCUCCGAGGCUCUAUUAAAAUCCACAAGGCAGAGGGAUUGGACAUAUUCAAAGCUCCUAGCAAUAUAUCUGAAAAAACAAUACAGGAGAAACCAAAUCUUUUGGAAUUAUUGAUGAAAUUCAUUGAUGUUUUCUCAGAAGACAAUGAUGAGGUUGCAACCAGAAUAUCUUUUAGAAGCGAAUGAACUCAGUAAUUUGAGGUUGGAAAGUCACCAAUCACCAUAGGAUUUACAUACUUGAGCAGAGAAUACAUACAUAAAGUGCACACCAAGAAUGAAACACUCAGGUAUUUCUCGUUCGAGAUUGUUACCAUUCUUUUCCCUUUUAGACUAGAGAACAUUAGCAUUUCAGGUAUGGUUUGAAUGAAAUGGCUGAUUGAUUCAUGUCGUAGCCGUCAGAUUCCUAGUUUUAGCACCAACACUUCAUUUUCCAGAUUUGGCAAGUACAUGUAACAUUGGACAAAAUCAUUUAGUGUGAUAUGUGAUUACUUAGGGAUACUGGUAUGUCUUGUUUGAAGUAAUUAAAAAUAUACAACACAAUUUAACGACACAUGAUGGUAAAUAUAAAGUGUUGUUGCUAAAUGAAGUGGAAGAUCUGUGUGAUUCCAUGCUUUUUGUGUAUCUCAAUUCUUUACAUAUUGUCAUUUUGCACCCAAAUGCCAUACAGGUAGAUGCUUAUUUAUAGAAGUUUCAGUGUUAAGGGGCUUGCUUGUUUGCUAGUGUCAACUCUGAAACUGAAUAAGAAUUUGAGGUAUGGUCAUGUUCAAUAUGUAUUAUCACAUUCAGUUGGAAAUUAUAAUCUGUUACUCUA